AUGUCGCUUGAACAAAAGCACGAUUUCGUAGCCACCGCGUUACCAGACGAGAAGUCUGACGCAUCUAUCGGCGAAAUCCAUGAUCUUGGCUACGAUACAGAGGCAGAGAAAAAGGUACUCAGAAAAUUCGACAAGUUUCUGUUGCCUCCUCUGGCAGUCAUUCUCUUGGUUGCCUACCUCGACAGGUCAAAUCUCGGCAAUGCCAAAGUCUUCGGUUUCGAAGAUGGUAUUGGUCUCGUCGGUAACCAGUUCAACACAAUCUCUACGCUCUUCUACCCUUUCUAUGUGCUUUUCGAAGUACCUUGGACAAUGGCAGUGAAAAGAUUUGGUGCCAAUCAUGUCCUUGGUGUUGCUAUGAUUGCUUGGUCGGCUAUCACUCUAUCCACAGGCUUCAUCAAGAAUUACUCGCAAGCGAUUGCCGUCAGAAUCUUGCUUGGAGCGUUCGAGGCUGGACUGGUACCAUCUGUUGUGUUUAUUAUCAGUACGAUCUGGGAGAGGGAGAGACAGAGCAAGAGGGUCGCCAUCAUUUACGGCGCGAACUGUCUUUCGGGUGCGUUUGGUGGGUUGAUUGCUUAUGGCAUCGAGAGUAUGGGCACAAAACGUGGCCUCGAGUCCUGGCGAUGGCUUUUCAUCGUCGAAGGAGCCAUCUCCAUCGUCCUGUGCGGCAUCUGCUGGGCCAUCCUCCCCAAGAAUGCCGAAACUGCAUGGUUUUUGAACGCCGAAGAAAAAGCUAUCAUGGUUGCCAGGAAACAACGCAAUCUCGUGACCAGAGGCACUGAAGAGUUCUCUUGGUCGCAUGUUCGUGUUGCUUUCACGGACCCAAUCAUUUACAUUGCCUCGGCCAGCUUUUUCUCGGCUUCUAUUGCCUUGUUCGGAUUUGGCACGUUCCUGCCUACGAUCAUCAAAGGACUUGGAUACACCUCGCUACAAGCCAACUACUUGACCAUCCCCGUCUACGUCUUCGCAACCCUCACCCUCAUCACCGCAACAUUCACGUCCGACAAGUUGAAGAAAAGAGCAGCUGUCCUCGCCGUAUUGCCAAUUGCACCAAUCAUCGGCUACAUCAUUGCUUGCGGCACAGCCAACCACGCAGCAGGUUAUUUCGCCAUGUUCCUGUGUGGAGGCGGUAUUUACAGCUACAACUGCUUGAUUCUUACUUGGAUUUCGACCAACCUUGCUCCUGAUUAUAAGCGUAGUAUGGCUAUGCCGUUCUUUGUCUCGCUUGCCAACGUUUCAGGCGUCGUUUCCUCAAACAUAUAUCCACACACCGAUGGGCCUAGAUACUUGAUGGGAAACGCUGUUAGUGCUGGUAUGGAGACGCUAGCACUUUGUGGUGUUGUGGCUGUAUGGUGGACGUUGAGACGCAGGAACUUGGAGAAGGAAAAGUUGAGAGCGCAGGGUGUUGAGGACAAUGGCAGGGAUGGCGACCAAGCGCUGGACUUUGUAUACAACCUCUGA
This is a messenger RNA of Aureobasidium melanogenum CBS 110374, 1458 nucleotides long. RefSeq names its product high-affinity nicotinic acid transporter. Lineage: Eukaryota; Fungi; Ascomycota; Dothideomycetes; Dothideales; Saccotheciaceae. The transcript has 4 exons. The record is from RefSeq and is a predicted model, not a curated record. Gene Ontology annotation, biological process: transmembrane transport. Bases 1 to 1458 code for a protein of 485 amino acids. Gene Ontology annotation, cellular component: membrane. Gene Ontology annotation, molecular function: transmembrane transporter activity.